Molecule: messenger RNA, 6458 nt
Organism: Tigriopus californicus
Lineage: Eukaryota; Metazoa; Arthropoda; Copepoda; Harpacticoida; Harpacticidae
Product: neurexin-1a-like
Exons: 22
Coding region: 771-6011 (1746 amino acids)
Source: RefSeq, a predicted model, not a curated record
AGAGGACAGGCGAUUACGAACUUCCAUGGGGGCUUCAACCGCUUCCAUCGCUUCCGCAGCUUCAACGGCUUCAACCGCUUCGACGGUCGCCGAGGUCCGCACGAAACUCGAGCCAAAGAAAGUGGAAGGAAAGGAGAGAACAAGGAGACGGAGAGAGAGAGAGAGAAGGGCUGAGAAAGAGAGGGAAGAAGGAAUGAGAGAGAGAGAGGGACACGUCCGCGGACACGGCCGAUAUAAGUCUUCAUGGAGUUUGGCGGAAUAUCGCUUGCCAUUGGAACUUUGGAAAAACCAGGCAAGUCAGUCAGCUGUCAAGGCUGAAGCCAUGAGGACAAGAAAGUGAGUGGCGGAUCCAACGUGCAAGAAAAGGAACUCUAUCUAGUCGUUUGGACGAACAAUGUAGAUGGUGAACCAAAGGUGGAACAAACGCUUUGUCAAAACUGUUUGAAGGAAGAACUACCACACCCGUUAGCAACCCAAGUGCCCUUUGAAAUAUCAUAACUGGCGAGCUUCUGAGUUAAGAGGAUCUCAAGGCUGCGAGGAACACAAUUCCAAAAGUUUUGUCCAACUUCUAUCCAAUUUACUCGUCUUCUGAUCAAGCGAUACUUGAGACAACUUUUUUUCUCUCGCACUCUCUGGGUGACAACGGACGAGUUCUUGGACCCACGGGGGAUCGGCUCCUGUCAAUUUUGGAGAGUGUCAAGAGAGUCCUGUACAGGUUUAAGGGAAUUCAUCACCAUGAUAGGUCAUUUGAAUGCACAAAGUCCUCUUGGAUGAGGGAGAUGUUAUCGAGAAACGUUAGUCGCACCAAUUGUUGGGAGCUGAAUUUGGAAGUGGAACUUGUAUCAUCUUCGUCUCGUUCGUCUCGUCCUUGCUUUUCAAGUGGUACCAACGAGGUCUCUGCUGAAGCGGAAAAGAUCCCUUGGAAAAGAAGAGUCAAAGCAAUGUCAAGUUCUGUCAUGCAACAAGAAAAGCCUCUGCAAACACGACAUCAAGUUUCAGAAAGUGAGGGGGAAGAAGAGGCAGCCAAAGAAAACGACAAGGAUGCUCUUUCGGAGCUUGAAGGCCGCAGGAGGCUGCAGGGUGCUCGAGGUCUUCAAGACGACAACAUAAAAGGGUCCCUUGGUCCUGCCAUCAUCCAACAACACAGGCAAAGACAAUUGUUUUCUCAUCGACGAAAACGGAGACGGUUGUGGUCCAUGCUCGGGGUCUGGCUCCUGCUGGCCUUUGGAGCUCCGAGUCUCGCUGACGCCUUUGUUUUGGAAGGAUCCCAGACCUCCUACGCUCAAUUCCGGAAGUGGCUUCCGACAACCAAUAGUUCAAUUGAAUUUGAGUUUCUUACCGAUCAGCCUAAUGGGAUCCUUCUCUACACCGACGACGGAGGGUACUACGACUUCAUUGAGGUCAAACUCGUCGAAGGCACAGUCAGGCUCAGGUUCAAUUUUGAUCGCGAACCCAAGGUGCUGACGGUGGGGCAAAACCUCAAUGAUGGGCGGACCUGGCACAAAGUGAUAAUCGCUCGGAAUGGUUUGGAAACAGCCUUGACCGUGGAUCAGAUCCGAGCCACGGCUCAACUCCCCAAACCAAAGCGACCCGAGGAUUUGAAUUUCGGCAACAUCACCCUGAAUUCCUAUGUGUACGUCGGCGGACUACCCUCGUGGUACACCACAAGGCUUUCCAACCUGGCCUUACCUUCGGUGGUGUUUGAGCCGCGGUUCCAGGGAGCGAUCAGGAAUCUGGUCUAUGUUGAUGAAGGCAGUGAAGCCAAGCCAAGGCGACAAGAGGUGAUGGCGUAUCGGGGCGUGCGUGCCAGUACGGUGGACGCGUGUGAGCACCACAAUCCAUGUAAACAUGGCGGGAUUUGCAUCUCGACCGAUGGUGGACCACUCUGUGAAUGCCGCUACAUUGACUUCGAAGGAGUAUUUUGCGAACAAAGCAAGGAUCCCCCCGAGGCCACCUUCAAAGGCGACGAAUACCUCAGCUAUGAUUUGGUCCAACUGGGUGGCCAACCGAUCCUCUCCACGCAAGAUGAAAUAUCACUCCAUUUCAAAACCACUCGACCAGACGGAUUACUCUUCCACACGGGAAAUGGCAAGGAUUACCUCAAUCUGUCCUUGCAAGAUGGAAAAGUGGCUCUGACCAUUAAUUUGGGUAGUGGGCGUCUGGACACGGGGAUCAAGCCUCGCGAUAUUAAAUUCAAUGACGAUAAAUGGCACCAUGUCCUCAUAGUCCGGGCUGCUAAAGAGCUGACCUUUACUCGAUCCAUGUGCGACGUUAAUAUGACGGUAGACAAUACGUUCACGGAGAAGUGGACGACCACCGGGACCUUUACCAUGCUGGAAUCAGCCAAAGUCUUCAUUGGUGGAAGCGAAGCCCCUUAUAAACUCCCUGGAACAGGGAAUAAGAACAACUUUGUGGGCUGCCUUAAGAAAGUGGAGUUCCGAGCGGACAGCAUUCAUCUUCCACUAUUGAAGUUGGCCAAGGACGGAAAUGGUUUGAUGAAUGCAGUUGGCAAGAUCGCCUUUCAAUGCAGCUCCUCGCAAUCCAUUCUUCCCAUUGCCUUCACUUCCAGCGACUCCAACUUGGCCUCUAAUCACCCCCGCCCCCAUCAAGGCGGUGGCGGCGUGGUCUCAAUCAACCGCCCAAAUGCAUAUUUGAUCCUUCCUACGUGGAAUAACACCGAAAGUGGAUCUCUCUCCUUCAAAUUUCGAACCACCGAACCAACGGGAUUAAUGUUCUUCAACGGCGGAGGCGUCAUUGGCAAGGGCGAUUUCUUCGCCAUGGAAAUGAUGGAGGGUUACUUGUACAAGCACAUUGAUUUGGGCUCAGGAGCCGUCAAAUUAAGAGCCUCCAAUCGGCGUCUUGAUGAUGGAGCCUGGCACAAGGUGGAGAUCCUACGGAAUCAAAGAUCUGGAACCAUCACCGUGGACGAAGAACUCCACAGUUUCGAGACUCCAGGCGAGGCCUUUAAGUUGGAGCUGGAUGGACCCCUUUAUGUUGGAGGACUGGAUCCGUCUUUGGAACCCUACCGCGUACCCCCUGUUUUAUGGACAGCCUCGCUCAGAAAGGGUUAUGUGGGUUGCUUGAGAGACUUGGACAUUAAUGGAUAUACGGUGGAUAUCGCCCAAUUUGCCAGCCAACAAGACUCAGGUUCAAUUGAGUCUUCUUGCCAUAUCAUGCCCCCCAAAUGCCCCCAGAAACCCUGUCUACAAGGAGGGACGUGUAUUGAAGGUUGGAAUCGAUACAUUUGUGAUUGUUCAAUGACCAGUUUCACCGGAUCAACAUGUGGAAAACCGGCCGCCACCAUCCACUUGAAUGGCCACCAACAUCUCAGCAUCAAUGACCUUGGCCGUGGAGUGAGUGAGGCCGAGGAGAUUGCCUUUCGAUUUCAAACCAAACUCAGCCACGCCUUCUUAUUGGCCACACGCCAUGAUUCGUCGACGGACCGCUUGGAAUUGUCGCUAGAAUCUGGUCGACUCCAAUUGUCGGUCACGAUGGGCAUGACAGCGAAAACGGUGAUCGUUGGGGACUCGUUGAAUGAUGAUAUCUGGCACACGGUCAUGAUGAAACGAAUGGGCAUGAUCAUCACUUUGGGCGUAGACGAUGACACGCCUCUCGUCGCUGAAAUUUAUGGGAGCGAAAGCUUCUUGGAUUACUCUCGCUUACAUGUGGGUGCCAUUUAUCCUUCACAUGUGAUCCCAAGCACGGCACCUAAUUUCAUUGGCCACAUCCAACAACUGUCUUUUAAUGGGAUCCCCUACUUGGAGCACAUCUUGUCUGGCCUUUAUCAUGACCAUGUGCUCAGCGGGACCUUUGGUCGCAAGCGAGGGAUGCUCUACCACACCAUAAGCUUUGCCAGCAAUAACACCUACCUGAUCUUGCCCCAGAUGAAGGCCUACAACGAGGUCAACAUCUACUUCCAAUUCCGAACUCUCGAGCCCGAUGGUUUGAUCAUGUACAACGCUGGCAAGGGCAAGGACUUUCUUGCCAUUGAAAUGGUUGGUGGCCAUGUUCAUUACGUGUUCAAUUUGGGCCACGAUACCGUCGUCUUGCGAGACACGAGUGCGAAGGCCUUGAAUGACAACCUCUGGCACUCGGUGUUCAUUGGAAGACCAAGCAGGACCAAACACACACUCCUCAUUGACGAUAACCAAUUGGCCACAAUGACCACUGAUGGACGUGACAUUCAUUUGGACUUGCAAGGAAUUCUUUUCUUAGGCGGAGUCCGGGAUACGAUGUACGGCAAGCUGCCCAGAGAGGUGGAAGCUAACAAAGGCUACCAUGGCUGUUUAGCCAGUCUUGAUUUGAAUGGCGAGGCCACGGAUCCCUUGAACAAUGCCCUGAGGACUUCAGACCUUGUCAAUGAGGGAUGUGAGGGCGACAAUCUCGGCCAUCCACCCCCAUCCAAUCUCAUCCGAUCCUCGCCUGCCUCCUUGACCCGAGCUGGGGGAGGCUUUGGAGCCCUUCCGGGGUCCUGUCGGAAGGAUUUUUGCGCCAACAAUGGUGUAUGCAAGAACCAUUGGUUGACUCCGGAAUGUGAUUGUGAUCUCACAUCCUUUACCGGGCCCAAUUGUGCCGAUGAGUCUGUGGCCUAUGAAUGGGGCUCCAAACAAGGCCUUAUUCGUUACUAUUACCAUAUGGACCACCGACCCGACACCAGAGCCGAUGUUCUAUCUUUGGGAUUCAUCACACCUCUCCGGGAUUGCGUGGUUAUUCGAGUUGAUAGUGAUGCAGCCAACGACUACAUUGAACUAGAGAUUGUCGGUGGAAAUAUCUUUGUGGGGUACAACCUUGGCACUGAGGAUUUUGCCAUCGGCGAUUUGAGCGUUAGGGUGGAUGAUGGAAAAUAUCACGUAAUUAGAUUCACCAGAUCCGGACCCAAUUCCACCUUACAGAUCGACGACAACCAAAUACAAGCAAAGUAUCCUUAUGGUCGACAAUUGAGUGUAUUCAAUGGGCAAUCCCAAAUUCAAUUAGGAGGCAAAUGGAACCCGACCUUAAGCCGUGUCGAACGACCUUUUCGGGGGGUCAUGGCCGGUUUAGUCUACAAUGGACUACGGCCUUUAGAUUUAGCCUCCAAGGGUGAUGGCCGCACCAAGGUUCAAGGAGAUGUCCGGUUAUUGGACAUCAUCCCAUUCGACUAUCGAGAACGGAAUAGAAGGCUCUUUGACGAUCAUAAGAUGCAACAAACCAACCCUUCAAAUCGCCCAGAACCUGGGGUUAAUGACGAGCUCGUCUAUGGGAGGUCCAGAUGCACUGGAGAUGAUGACAUGUACUACGAUCCAAAAUGUUUCUCGUUCGACGGUUCGGUUGGCGAUGAGCUUAUAACUCCGGUGUACAUCACCCCCACGAGACCUCCUUGGAGAGAACCAAAGCAACCAUACAACCCGUAUCGGCCAUGUGAUGACGACGACGAUGAUUGCGGUUCCGGGUUCGAGGACAGUGAGCAAGCAUAUACCCGGGCACCUAGUUACAUUCUCACUACCACGGCUUCCACGACAGAAGAUUGGCUUCAUUGGCAAAGCACAACCGAAGCUCCUAAGCCUCUCACAAAAGCUCCCAUCAUCUCAACCUCCAAGCCGCAAAUCAUUUAUGAAAACUAUGAUACCAAAUACAAUGUCUACGACAACGAGCCCGAAAUUAAAGACCCUCCUCCACAAAACAACCAUGUGUCUGCAGCCACGGCGCCCAGUACGAUACUUGUCAUCGGAAUCAUAGUCUUCGCCAUGAUCGCCAUAGUUCUGAUAGUGGUGAUCGUUCUCAAAACCAGGACAUCGGCCGAUGGAAACUUUAAAGUGGAAGAAGCUCGGACUUAUCAUUUUGCUCCGCCUGCAGAUGAAUUCACACCUACAGUGAAUACUUUGCCCGCAGGGUCCACGAUUAUUCCUACGAGUGCCACCGUGAUUCGAACCAGUGCCACGACCGUGGGUGACUCAAACGGGUUUUAUGGAAAUGGUAACACUGCAACGGUGAAAAAGAAUAACGGGAAGCCUAUUCGUGAAUGGUAUGUGUGAGAGGUUUCCGUGAUCCAUGAAGUUUGCCAAAGUGCCCCUCAAAAGCCCUCCAAGUGGGCUUGUUGAUCUCGGGUUGGUCUGGAGCUCCGUCAGGGCCAAUCUACUCGAAAUGAUGAUCUCUUCUUCCAAGAGCUCUUCUGCCGAACCCGUUCUGUGAUGACACUUCCAAAUUAGAAUGGACUUUAAUCUUAUCACUCUUAUCAUUAGCUAUGAAUGUGUUACAUAUACCUAGGUAUAAAGUACGAUAUAGCAUCGUGGCAACAAGAUGCCAUUGUUGGUCAGACUCUCUUCUGCGUAUUGUCGAAUUUUUGGGUUCAGUUAUUCAAUUGUGGCAACCCGUUUGACCUUGUUACUCACAAGCGCAAAUCUAAAAAUUAUCGUUUGCUAUUUUUGUACUCAUUCUUGACUCGACUCGUUCCAAGUUAAAUAUAAAUCUUGAAAGCUUAA